Molecule: messenger RNA, 2649 nt
Organism: Caenorhabditis bovis
Lineage: Eukaryota; Metazoa; Nematoda; Chromadorea; Rhabditida; Rhabditidae
Source: the annotation of a GenBank genome assembly
AUGGCAGCCUCGUCAAUGUCGUCACUGGCAUCAACACACUACAAUACGGCGGCACCGUCAAAUUUUGUGGUGCCGCCGUUUGACGCCAGAAACUUGGAAAUCAAAACCAAAUCGAUCGAACACACAUUAGUGCCACUUGUUUCACAGAUAACAACUCUUGUGAAUUACAAGGAAUCUUACUUAGCAACCGGGAAGCCUAAAUCGGAGAGAGCGAUGCGAGCAGCACUGAAAGUAGGAAGCGCUGUAGAAGCUGCAAUCGAGCGGUUCGUGUGUGUCGGAGAGACAAUCGCUGAUGAAAAUCCAGAUAUUCAGCCAGAAAUGUAUGAUGCCUGUACAGAAGCAAGGCUGGCAGGGGCAUCUAUGGCGAAUCUUUCCUGUGGUUGCUCGGAUGAUCCCAACUCAAUGGUUGAUAAGGCUGUUCUAGUCCGCGCAAGUCGGCAACUUUUAAGCAGUGUUACUAGAGUUUUACUUCUGGCUGAUCGUGUACUGGUUAAGCAAGUAUUGCGUGCUGAGGAUAAGAUAGCAUUUUCAUUAUCCCGGCUAGAAUCGACACCUUCUUUUAACGAUUUUGUAAAAGUUUUUGCGGUUUUUGGCGGCGAAAUGGUUGAAUUAGCACACAGAAGUGGCGAUAGGCAGCACGAUUUGAAAAGCGAAAAGAGGAAAGCGCAAAUGUCGGUGGCUCGAACUGCACUUGAGCGGCUCACAAUGCUACUUUUGACGUCGUCGAAAACGUAUUUGAGACAUCCCGACUGUGAAUCGGCUCUUCAAUGUCGUGAUGGCGUUUUCUAUCAAAUGAAAGUUUCACUAGAAUUAAUAGCAAUUUGCGUUUGCGACGGAAUUUUGACGACGGAUAAAAAUAGAUACAUUCAAGACGAACCUGAUAUGCCCAUUGAUAUUGCAUUGCAGCUCACAGCAAACGCUGCGAUCAAGCAAUUAUCUGAAAUGCUUGAGAUGAUUCGAAUGACUGCCCGUGUCGGUGCUGGAGUUCGAGAACGAAUUGUUGCUGCCCUUGAUGCUCUAUGCCAACUUACUCAAGAUUUUACUGAUUCCGCUUACACGCCACAUCAUCAGAGAGAACAAGUUCUCGAUUUUUUAGAAGAGUGUCGGUUUGAAAUGACCAAUUUAAUACAACCUGACGAAAAUGAACAGCUAGCAGCCAGCGGACUUGAAGUCACUGUUGAACGAUUGAAUCGACGUUUAAAAGAUCUCAGCAAACAAUUACAAAUAAUCGCAAUGGAACAGAUUUCUGAAGUCUUGAGAGCUAAUGAGGACCAGGUGUUAUUAUCUUCGAUGAAAGCAUGCGCGGUUUCCGGUGAUAUUGAUGGCGUUGAGAAAUAUAUGCACAAAUUUAGAGAACAUGCUGACCAUAUGCAAGAGGUAUGCCGCCUUCUGCACCAUAUUUCUCUGACGGACUCGCUCCAUGUACAUACGGGCCAUGUUGAAAGAAACAUGCGCGCCUUAGCUCCUUUGACGAUUCUUGCUGGACGAACAUUAUGCAUCCAUCCAUCAUCAAGAAUUGCAAGAGAGAAUCUCGAAGUUUUUUGUGACACUUGGGGACAGACGAUUAACGAUUUGUCACGUGUUGCCAAAGAAACUGAUGUGGCUGCAAAUGGGCGCGUGGUAGCUGAAAAGCAGGCCUACAUGUCUCUACCGAGACCUGGGGUAUGUCAAAUUGUGCCAAUUGCUGUGAUUCCUUCUACUCGUCGUGCGUGUGUUCCAAAGCAUGAAGACUCAGAUUCCUCAGCAGAGCUUUUGCCGAAUGGUGGUAGACGCCCAAAAAACACUGGAAUCAUGCCUGCUCAUGUAGUGAGCCAAACAGGAGACGAAGCGAGCUCGGAUGAGGCGGCAGAUUGCGAAGAAGUGGAAAACUUCAAAUAUCGAAUUAGCCUUAUAAUUGAUGAUCUGCAAAGCGACAAACACGGAACUACUCACAAGCCAUCUAAACCGAUUACUUUGGAUGUUGAAGACCAGCAAAAAAUGGCAAAGGUAGGACUUGAGAUGAAACUUCUCACGUCGGAGGUUGAUGCUGAGGCAGAGAAAUGGGACGAAUAUGCGGAGAAUGACAUUGUUAAAAGAGCAAAGGCAAUGUCAUCAAUGGCUUAUAACAUGUAUCUGUUUACAAGAGGUGAUGGUCCCUUGAAGACAACGCACGACCUUUUUACGCAAGCCGAAUUUUUUGCCGAACAAGCCAAUCAGAUGUACAGGACUGUUAGAGAGUUUUCCUACGAAGUUCCCGGAUCUGCCGAAAAGUCUGACCUGUCAGCUAUUCUCGAACGAAUUCCGUUGCACUGUCAACAGCUGCAAGUUAUGGUUAAAAGCCCAACCGUUGGAAAAACGGCAACAUUCGGAAAGGUUGAUUCUGUGAUACAGGAGACUAAAAACUUGAUGAAUGAAAUUGCAAAACUGGUUACAGCGUCAUUUGUCUGCGCAACGAAGAUGUUCCAAAUGGAUAAGCCGCAAAAUAUGAAAUCGAGUUUCGCGGAGGCACGAUUAAUGGGCGGUCGGGCGCCGAUGGCGAAAGGACAAGUCGCGAAUCGACUGUUUGGCGCCGGACUCCAAGCAUCAGACGAGCCGCGCCGCCAUCCACUUCGGUCCUUUCAGCGAACAACUCCUCAAGCAUUCACCUUUAGCAAUAGCGUAGGAAAUUAG